This is a messenger RNA of Centropristis striata (black sea bass), 6836 nucleotides long. It is a transcript of the gene atrnl1a, whose product is annotated as attractin-like 1a. The record is from RefSeq and is a predicted model, not a curated record. Gene Ontology annotation, cellular component: Golgi apparatus. The coding region runs from base 582 to 4805 and encodes 1407 amino acids. Gene Ontology annotation, molecular function: protein binding. Lineage: Eukaryota; Metazoa; Chordata; Actinopteri; Perciformes; Serranidae. The transcript has 30 exons.
GAAACGGCGCUCCGGGAGAGCUGCGGCUGUCUGUCGCAUCCUGUGAUAACACACCCGGGCAGAGGGCACGUCUUUGUCUGGGAGCACGUCCAGCAGGACCGCAGCGCGCCGAGCACCGGAGCUCCGUGGCUUUUAUCUGAUCUCCGGGAUUACAGUGUUUGACGUUGAGGCAGCACCAUCCGGUCACAGUGUUGACAUCGGAACCUUGACCACGGUGGAAGUUAUCUGGAAGACUUGUGGGGACGCGCUGCAGAGCGCGUAACAGGGCUUUCUGUAUUUGUGUUGCUGUGGACGGAUGGGUCCGGUUGGAAAUGCGUUUACGGUGUUUUUAAGGUCGGAACUGUUUCCAUCAAAGUUUCAUCUCUUUGUCCUGCCCCGCAGCUCUCCGCACAGCGCUCGGCAUGUUCUGAUAGCGCGUAAUUACUGUUUUCCCGAGCCUUUUCCACUGGCGUCACAGGUAGGUUACUUUAGCCCACAUCCACAGCACCGCUGAUGACAACACAUCACCUCACAGCGUAAAGGUGACAGUUGGUUUUCGGAUUCGGGGCUGCAGCCUCUCACAAACACACUCUGCGUCCACCAUGGAUGAUGUUGAAGGGAUAAAUCUAUGCACCUGGACCAAGACGUCCAGAAGGAGCGCCCGGGACGUCUUGAAAACAUACCUGGGAGUAUUCGUGUUGCUUCAUCUGGUGCUUCACACGGAAGCCUCCUCCGUGUCCAAAUCCUGCGAUAAAAACUGUUUUUCAGGGAAGUGCAUGAACGGGAGCUGCGUGUGUGACCACGGAUGGGUCGGGGAUCAGUGCCAGCACUGCCAGGGAAGAUUCAAGUUAACAGACCUGUCAGGCUCUCUCACAGAUGGACCAGUAAACUAUAAAUACAAGACCAAAUGCACCUGGCUAAUAGAAGGAUAUCCUAAUGCAGUACUCAGGCUGCGCUUCAAUCACUUUGCCACGGAGUGCAGCUGGGACCACAUGUACGUCUAUGAUGGAGACUCCAUUUACGCCCCUUUGAUUGCCGUCUUCAGUGGUCUGGUGGUACCAGAGACCAGGAGUAAUGAGACAGUUCCUGAGGUUGUGACGACGUCUGGCUACGCUCUGCUUCACUUCUUCAGUGAUGCUGCCUACAACCUGACGGGCUUCAGCAUCUCCUACUCGAUAAACUCUUGUCCAAACAACUGUUCGGGCCACGGCAGAUGCAGCACGGCCAACUCCGUCUCUGGGCGUGUGUACUGCGAGUGCGAGGAGUACUGGAAAGGAGAAGCCUGCGACAUCCCGUACUGCAGGGAUAACUGUGGCAGCCCGGGUCGAGGCUACUGCGACCUGACCGGAGAGAAGCUCUGCGUCUGCAACGACAGCUGGCAAGGUCCAGACUGCUCCCUGUCCGUCCCCUCCACCGAGGCCUUCUGGGUGCUGCCGAGCGUCAAGCCGUCAGCUCAGUCUCUGGGCCGGGCGUCCCACCAGGCUCUGGUGCACUCUGGGCUCAUGUGGGUGGUGGGAGGAUACUCCUUCAACUACUCCAACUACCACAUGGUCCUCAACUACAACCUCGAGAGCAGCACGUGGGAUGUGGUGCCUGUCAGCAGCGGCCCUCUCUACAGAUACGGACACUCAUUGGCUCUGUACCAGGAUGACAUUUUCAUGUUUGGUGGGAAACUCGAGGCGAAAGCAGGCAACGUGACGGACGAGAUGUGGGUGUUCAACAUCCCCCGGCGCACCUGGUCGCCACGGAAACCCACCCCGCCUCCCCCGUACGCCCUGGAGGGCCACACCGCCCACGUGGUGGAGCUGGCGGAUGGCGAGCCGGUGAUGCUGAUCUUCUUCGGCUACUCGCCAAUCUACAGCUACAUCAACAAAGUUCAGGAGUACAACAUCAGGUUGAACUCGUGGCAGGUUGUGUCUGCAGAAGGCGCCGUGGUUCAGGGAGGUUACGGACACAGCAGCGUGUACGACGAGGUCAGCGGCUGCGUGUUCGUCCACGGCGGAUACAAGGCACUUAACAACAACAAAUACGGCCUGGUGGACCACAUGUACCGAUACCACGUCCACACCAGAACAUGGCUGAUCCUCGGGGAGAGUGGUGUGGCGCGGUACCUCCACUCUGCGGUGCUCCUGAGCGGCACCGUGCUCGUCUUCGGAGGAAACACUCACAACGACACGUCACUGAGCAACGGAGCCAAGUGUUUCUCUGCUGACUUCCUGGCGUACGAUAUUGCCUGUGAUGAGUGGACUGUCCUCCCCAGACCAGCGAUGCACCGGGACACCAACCGAUUUGGACAUUCUGCCGUGGUUAGCAACGGCUCCAUGUACAUCUUUGGGGGGUUUUCGGGCCUCCUUCUGAAUGACGUGCUGGCCUACACCCCUCCAUCCUGCCUGGCCUUUUCUGACCCGGCUCUGUGUGCUGCUGCUGGGCCGGGCCUUCGCUGCCACUGGGUCAAAAGUAACUGUGUCCCCUGGGAGCCGAAAGCACCCGAGCACAAUUUCCCUGCUGCUUUUUGCCCUGCACGACCUGACAGCACAGACGAGCAGUGUUUCCGCUUCUCUGACUGUGCGAGCUGCACGGCCAACACGCGGGGCUGCCAGUGGUGUGAGGACAGGAAGUGUAUAUCUGCAUCCAAUAACUGCACCGUGCUGACUCUGGAGCUGGCACAGCAGCAUGGCGGCGCUCUGUCUCUGUCUCGCCCACCAACCAUGUUGUCUGAACAUCAGCUGAGCUUGUGGAAGCAUGGAGCCCGGAGGAGGGGACAUUCGGUGAGAGAGUCAUCCAGCUGUAAGCGCAGGGAGGAGCAGGAGUGUUUCAGACUGGCCAACUGCAAGAGCUGCUCCCUCAACGUCAACUGUCAGUGGGAACCACAGCAGCAGGAGUGUCAGGCGCUGCCCGGCCAGCUGUGUGGGGAGGGCUGGCACCAUGUCGGGGAGGCCUGCCUGAGGAUCAACUCCAGCAGCGAGAGCUAUGAUAAUGCCCAGCACUACUGCAAAAACCUGGGAGGAAAUAUUGCCUCUUUGCUCACAGACAAACAAGUCAAUUUUGUUCUGGAAGAGCUGCAAAAAUACCAGCUGCAAGACAAGGGUUUAUCUCCCUGGGUCGGCCUGAGGAAGAUCAACGUGUCGUACUGGGGCUGGGAGGAUGCGUCGCCCUUCACUAACACCAGCCUGCGAUGGUUACCUGGAGAGCCAAGCGACUCAGGCUUCUGUGCCUACCUGGAGCGGGCGCAGGUGGCCGGUCUGAAAGCCAACCCCUGCACGGCCACCACCGAUGGCCUCAUCUGUGAAAAACCUGCUGGGAGUCCACAGAGUCAGAGUGCCCGUCCCUGCAGGACGCCCUGCUCUCUGCGCACCAGCUGCGCCAACUGCACCAGCCAGGCCAUGGAGUGCAUGUGGUGCAGCAGCACGCAGCGCUGCGUCGACUCAUCAGCGUACGUCAUCUCCUUCCCCUACGGACAGUGUCUGGAGUGGCAGACUCAGGACUGUGCAGCCCAGAACUGUUCCGGUCUGCGGACGUGUGCAGAUUGUUUGGAGAGGACGGAGUGCGGCUGGUGCGGUGAUCCCAGUAACACCGGCAGGGGUGUUUGCAUGGAGGGGUCGUACCGAGGACCCAUGAAGCCCGCUACUGCCAGGGCCGGGCCCCGAGACCAAGACAGACUACGAGACAUGGUGCUGGAUCAGAGUCUCUGUUCGUCUGACAGAGGCUACAACUGGGCCUUCAUCCAGUGUCCUGCGUGUCAGUGUAAUGGUCACAGCAGGUGUGUGAACGGCAGCGUGUGUGAGCACUGUGGGAACCUGACAGCAGGGAUGCACUGCCAGAGCUGCAUGCCCGGUUAUUAUGGCGACCCAACCAACGGAGGGAAGUGCAAUGCAUGCAAGUGUAACAGCCAUGCCAAUGUGUGCCAAGUCAACACAGGGAAGUGCUUCUGUACCACGAAGGGGAUCAAAGGAGACCAGUGUCAGCUAUGUGACUCAGAGAACCGUUACCUUGGCAACCCUCUCCGAGGAACAUGUUAUUACAACCUGCUGAUCGAUUACCAGUUCACCUUCAGUUUGCUUCAGGAAGACGACCGCCACUACACCAGCAUCAACUUCAUGGCCACACCUGAACAGGCCAACAAGAACCUCGACAUGUCCAUCAAUGCCUCCAACAACUUCAACCUCAACAUCACCUGGUCUUUAAGCUCAACAGCUGGCACCAUUUCCGGUGAAGAGAUGCCGAUCAUAGCGAGGACCAACAUCAAGGAGCACCGUGACAGUUUCUCGUGUGAAAAGUUCAACUUCAGACUUCACCACAACAUCACAUUCUACGUCUACGUGUCCAACUUCAGCUGGCCCAUCAAGAUCCAGAUUGCUUUCUCUCAGCACAACAGCAUCAUGGACCUGGUGCAGUUUUUUGUCACCUUCUUCAGCUGUUUCCUGUCUCUGCUGCUGGUGGCUGCUGUGGUUUGGAAAGUCAAACAGACCUGCUGGGCCUCGAGACGGAGAGAGCAGCUGAUGAGAGAGCGACAGCAGAUGGCCAGCCGUCCCUUUGCUUCGGUUGCUGUGGCGCUGGAGGUGGGCGGCGACCAAGAGGAGCUGCUGCAGGCGGUGCCGAAGCCCAUAGCCAUGGAGCCAUGUUGGGGGAGCAGAGCAGGUGUUCUGACGGUGCUGCUGUAUCUGCCCAGAGUCCCAUCUGGAAUCCCUCCACCUGGACAGUCUGGUGUUGCUAUAGCCAGUGCUCUGGUAGACACAUCACAACAGCGAGUGAUGGACUUCAAAGAAAGAGGCCUGGGUCUGAAGCACCGCAAACACAUUGUGCACCAUCAAGGGACCUGUGUAUGAAAUGGAUUCCCUCGGCGAGGUAACGAGAUAGCCAUCGUGGCCCUGGAGGAUUUCACUGGAGCUAUUGUCAGACAAAAGGGACACAUUGUAAACAAAGGCAGAGCCUGGAAAAAAAUGGGUGUGGAGAGUCUUUGAUAGUUGCUUAGAAGGAGAGGAAAUCCACUGUGUCAUCAACAGGCACUCAAAGUGGAAAAAACGACACUCACCUUUCUUUCCUGGAUCAGAUAGAAGCCUUCUUCAUACUCUUCUUGUCCCUUGUGUGUGUGUAUAUCCUGAUGAGCGAGGAAAUGGAGAAUUGAAAAGCUACAGAUUGACAGAGAAAAUGUGUUCCUCCACCACAGCUUUGGUCAGACAGUUAUGAGUGGCUGGCAGGCUUUUCCAAUUCUAUGCCAUGUGGCUCCGCAUCUCCAGGGCUCCACUUGUCUGUCAUGCAGUCUGCCAUAUUGACAGAGGAAAAACACUUGUUUUACACCAUUAAACCAAACUAAAUGGCUUCGAGCUCCUGUGAACAAUAUUGAGCUGAAAUUAACUGAGCUGAAAUGAAGUCCUCCUGAGUUACAAACCCACUCGGACUCAGGAGCAACGCUGGACACAACAACAUGGACCUAACUAGAUCAAUGCAAAGCACUGUAGUGGGUGGUGUUCUGUGACAAUGAUUUGCUUGAGGGGUAUUUUAAAAUUACUACUGUUGAGAUGUUGAAGAAUGAAGAUCAUUGGAUGUAACUGUUGUCCUUUAUGAAAUACAAGUAAUUAUUGUUUUUCCCUGCAUCAACAUUUGAAGUUCUACAUUUUGAGAUCUGCUCAGGUCCUCUGUAAUGGAAAAGGGUCCAUUUAUCUGUAGCUUUGGGCCUUUUAUACAUCUGUAUAUGCACUAUAAGUGAAAUGCUUUAUCAGUACAUUAGGACCCUCUGUGGGAUAAUAUUAUGCAACUGAUCAUCCAAAUGUUUAUUCUGGGCUGCAAUGUAACCUCAAGGUCGGUAUCAUCAAACACAUACUACUGAUUCAUAAUUCAGUUAUUACUGUGAAGAUACACUAUACCUUUUAUAUCUUUUCUCAUGACCUCCAGUAAAUUUCAUGCCUGUUUACAUGUCAUACAAACUUUUAUGUAACAUAUCUCCUUAUGUAAUAUUUAUUAAUUAUGCAAAUUACAGUUAAACAAUAAUUUUACAAAUGCACUAAGGAGGUUUUUUUUUAAAACACUAAACAAAAGAUUUUGCAAAGCAAGUCUGUGCAGUAUUCCCUUUUUUUCUUGUACCCUCAGUGUCUUUUUAUUAAAUAUAUAUAUAUAUAUUUUAUGCAUAUUAUAGCACGUUUUGUGUGAUGUCAAACGUUUUUCCCCUUCACCAAUUGUGUUAAAACCUUCACUAUAUAUUGUAAAGUCACUUUUUCUUAAUCAACUGCACAUACACAGUAGAGUUACGCUACCGUUCAAAGUUUGGGAUCUACUGCCACCAAAGCAGAUGUCUGAAUGCUCUUUAAUGCUUUGUAGAAAGUCAUCUUUAUAAAAAUAUGUGUUUUUGAAUGAAAGGUUUGUUUUGUACAUAGAGACAAAGAGACCUCUGAUCAAAAGUUGAACAAGAAUAGAAGAAAUCAGCAGUAUUUGGUCAUAGAAACUGGACGCUAAGCAUCAAAAUGUGUGCAGAUUUAAAUAGAAACAGGUUCCUGCUUUAGUCUAAAGGAUAAUAAUAAUAAAAGCUAACUGGAAACCUAUUGGGGGCAUUGCACGAAUAAUAGGUUGAAUUGUGAUUAUUCUUCUGGGGCCAAAACUAUUUAAAUUUUCUGUUUUAUCUCAUCAAUAUAACAGCUGAUUCCAAACUUUUGACAACAGCAGUGGAUGAUUUUAUGCACAUAUACUGUCUAUAUAUUGAGCCUGUUUUUUUCCCAUACAGGCAUUGUCUUCAUGUAAUUUUGCACCAGUUUGUUGUUGAGACUUCUAUUAACAAAGGGCAGCUCACUACACUGUUUUUGUCCAUAUGAGCAUAAAUCUGUACAUUUACAAUUAAAACGUUUUGAUGCCUUUUCGUAUGGUAA